UCCUGCUGUCAACUAUUCGUCCUGGAUUAGAAAAGGAAGCGAGCCGUUCUCUGAACAACACCGAGCUAACAAAGAUAGCCGCAUCCAGCACCAAAACAGAACCGCCGUGUUGCCGUGUCGCCCCCUCUGUGGCAGUUUUAAUGAGCCAGGCUGUCUGCACGGACUGUCUGCAGUCAUGUCACCGGAGCUGGACGAGUUUGGAGGCUCUUCCUUCCCUCCGCUCUCAUGAUGUCGGCGGCUCUCGUUAGUUUCGCCUGAGCUCCUCUCUCAGCUCCACCGCUGCUGCUGCUGCUGUUGGACUCUCUCUCUCUUUCUGCUCACAAGAUGGCAACGCACAGUACUGGAGAGGCCUCCCAGGGUUCGGGGGACCGGGCGGAGCUAGUGCCCUCGUUAUAUAGACCCCAGGACCGGAGACCCCCGGAACUGGGCUCUCCGGACCCCUCAGAGUUGGGGAGCCCUCGCUGCGCCCAGAACUUUGACCUCCUCAACAUGGUGGUGUCCUACAAGAGAAUGGCUCUCUUUCUAGAACCGGUUGUUGAUGGAGUGGAGCUCAUUCGCUAUCUAAUCAGAUGGAAAAUGCCAGUGUGCUCUCUUCUUGUGUUGGUGGUCCUUAAUGUCUUCCUUUGCACAGUUACCGAAGCCGGCUGGUUCACAGUGAGCGUGGUGGCCGUUUCGGCGCCUGCUGCCCUGGGUUACCUGCAGGACAGGUGUGGGAGCAGAACGUCGGACGCCGAGCUCCAGAAGAGGCGCUUCCACGCUGUGCAUCGUAGAGACCUGCAGACGGUGAACCUCACCAGACAGGAGGCCAUGUUGGAAAUAAAAGACCUGCUGAAGCACCUGGAUGAAAUGAUGUCCUCUGCUUGUCAGUCAGCGGAAGCUAUUUAUAAGGUCUUAUACUGGGAUGAUCAUGCCACAUCAUCAAGGUUUUAUGGUGCAGUGUUUAUAGUGGUGUGUCUGCUGUAUGUUGCUCCUUUGGGCUGGGUGUUUGCUGUGCUCAACAGCGUCGUCUUCCUGUGGAACAGAGACUUCUACAGAGUUUUAUUGGACGUCAGGAACCUGCUUCACAUGGGUCAGACGCAGACCUCAGAGGGGGUGAGUGAGGAGCAGGACCAGGGCAACACAGCGGACCAGACCCCCACACCGACCAGCCUGGAGGACCUCACUCCUGGCAGCAUAGAGGAAGCUGAGGAGGCUGAGCCAGAUGACGAAUUUAAGGAUGCUAUCGAGGAAAAUUCAGUUGCUCUGCAGGAAACCCCUUUGCUCUCGUUGGAGGAUGACGACGGGCCUAUUGGGGCUCCUGAGUAUGACACCGUUUCUGAGAACGGCUUCUUGAGUCGAAACGAACCCAUCCGCAGCAAAGUGUCCAAACUAACAGAGAGACUGCGGAAACGUUAUCCCACCACCAGCACAGGCAACUGUUCCAGCUGCAAUGCCGUCUUCUCGGUACUAAAGAAGAGGAGAAACUGCAGUAACUGUGGCAACAGCUUCUGCUCCCGAUGUUGUUCCUUCAAGGUGCUGAGGUCCUGCAUGGGGGCAACAGCUCCAGAGGCACAGAGGGAGACCGUGUUUGUGUGCGCUGCCUGUAAUUCCUCUCUUCUCAAGUUACAAUGAGAGGUUGUACUGAUUCAUGUCUCCAGAGUCCUUCACUGAAACCCGAACCUACAUGCCUCGGUUCUGUAGUAAAGGCUCAUAUGCGUUAUCCAGCUAUCUCCCAACGUGGAACUCCAGGACCCUCCUGCCUUUACCAGCUACAUCCCUUUGUAAACCUCUCAUGUGGCUUGUGGGAUUGCUGCUGUAGUGUGUUUAGAUGUUUCCUGCUAAAUCUGUGACGCAAUGGACUUCAUGAGUCUCUACGGCUUGAUACAGAUCACUAUGGCUUCACAAUCAAAGGAUCUACAUUUAUUCCCCUCUCUAAGCUGAGAGAUGUAUAAAUGCUGCACAGUUAAAGCCAAUACUGAACAGAAUAGGGUUUGGUUUGUACCUGCUUUACGUUGCCUGUCCCAUGGAGCGGAUAAGUCAUACUGAGAGGAAUUCUCUGUAGGAACAAAGCGAUGGCGGUUCUGUAAACUUGAGUUGCUUAACGAUGAAUGGCAAAACUCAAAACAAAACUGGAGUCGGUGUGUUCAAAUGAGCAACGUGAUAGUUUGGAGUUUAGCUCUGGCCAGCUAAUUGUGAAGAUUGCACAGUGUUGCUCUUUUAACAUAUCUUGAUUUUUAAUUUAUUUUUUGUUAAUCCGAACUCCCUGAGAUAAUUUAUUUUCUAGACGUUGCGACAAAAAAAGCCCAGUUGUGUUUCAGAAUCGGCGCUGCUGGUGUGGUGUACUGCCCGUCUCUGAGGUUCGCUUUCUUUCCAGCUCUGUCGGCACCAUCUGAAGAAGGUCAAAGGUCACGGUUAGACAAAAAUUGUGUGGCAUCAGCAUAAUUUGAAGUAGAAAAUAAAAGCACAACUUUAAGCAGAACAGAGACUUUUUCAAAUAUGAUGUAGUCUAUGUGUUGCCUCCUUCUGGUUUUAAUGUUCUCCUCUGUGGAUAAUGUCGCUUAUUGACAUGCCGUGGCAGCCUAGAAAUCUCCAGACUUCUCUAGCUUCUCUUCAAACUGGAUGGAUGUUUGGCCUAACUGGAUGAGAGUCCCAGAAUCUGCCGAGAAGCCACCUGAAACAGAAACCACAGCCUCACAGUCUAUGGCAAGCGGGGCUUGACUUGAAGAACUGAUUUUUGAGGCGCUGAAAACGUUGUGUCGCGUUGAAGAGUCGAUUCUUUUUUUUUUUUUUUUUAAAUCAGACACAGAUGAUUGUAACUGCUUUGCUUUUAUGGUAAUCAUAUAUACACUGUUACUGUAAUAUGUUAUAUUUGUUCUGCAUCUAAUAUAUUUAAUUUAAAACUCCA
This is a messenger RNA of Fundulus heteroclitus (mummichog), 2884 nucleotides long. RefSeq names its product zinc finger, FYVE domain containing 27 (gene zfyve27). Gene Ontology annotation, molecular function: metal ion binding. The transcript is spliced from 14 exons. NCBI's taxonomy places the organism in Eukaryota, Metazoa, Chordata, Actinopteri, Cyprinodontiformes, Fundulidae. Bases 325 to 1611 code for a protein of 428 amino acids. Gene Ontology annotation, cellular component: endoplasmic reticulum tubular network; growth cone membrane. The record is from RefSeq and is a predicted model, not a curated record. Gene Ontology annotation, biological process: endoplasmic reticulum tubular network formation; protein localization to plasma membrane; vesicle-mediated transport.